AGUGAUGCUUGCUUGCACUUCCAUGAUCUGACUGGAGGCCAAGCUUGGGCAUAGCUGCUCUAUUGAACACCGACUGUGGACUUCUACUUAAUCAAGGGGAAGGUCCAGCCGGGUGUACUCGGCCUACUCUGUCAUUCAAUAUGAACUCAAGCCGGAACUCGCGUCCGGCUUGGGGCUCCCCACCUCCCGAAUCGCCUUUAGCGCUUCCUCCAGCCUCGAGUGUCUUCCAGCUAUCAAGCCGCAUGGCGGAACCAGCUCGCCCAUCGAAACCAGAUAGUGAAAAGGAGGAGCUACGUGUCCAGGUCAACACGCUGAAGUAUGAGUUGGAGAACUUCAAGCAAGAGCGAGAUUUGAUGGUACUGCGCCAUGAGAAAGAGCUGCGGGAAUUGCAAUUGAAGGCAGACGCGGACUUCCGCAAAGCUCAGUUAGCCGAGUCAUCCAGUCACCGUGCUAGUCACAAGAGCGAGACUCUUGCGAAAGAGUUGAAAGAGGUACAGGACACUGCUCUCAACGAGAAAGCCGAUCUGGAACGAAAACUUCGGACCCUUCAAGACCAGAAUCAGUCUUUGCAGGAAGACGUCGACGAUACCAAUGCGCAACUUCUCGACCAGGAACGACAGUAUAAAUAUCAGGUCAAUGAGUUGGAAACGAUCCGAUCAUCACUUCAGAAGACGCUGGAAGAGUUGCAAACCGAUCUGCAGAAUAUAGGAAUUAAUAUGCAUAGCACCCAAGCGAAGCUGCAGGAACGGGAAACGGAAGUCGCGCACCUGGAAUCGGAAAACCUCCGCCUCAAGGCUGAGGGAAGCGACACUGAGGCACUGUCGGUUCUUAAGCGGGAAUUAUCGGACCAAGUCAACCACAUUAGAAACUUGGAGACUACGAAUCGUGAACAGACUAUCGAGCUACGGCAUCUGCGGAAAGUCCAGAAGAAUGUGGAAGUGGUAGAAGAGCAGAAGCGAUCGUUGGAGAACCAGCUGCAGCUGAUGAAAGCUGUGGAGUCUGAGCUUGGCACCGCUCAGAUCCAGAUGCAAAUACUUGAAGACGAGCGACGGUCUUGGACCAGUCUUCUACAGCACAAUGACCAGCCGGCAGAGCUCGAUUCUCCGGAAUCGGUUGUCAAAGCUCUCUUACAAGAGCGGAUUGAGAAGGCCACCCUUGUUGACAAGCUGGGAAGCAUCGAAGCCGGGUCUCUGGAGAAGGAGGAGCAAAUUCGAAGCUUGGAGGCCGAAAAGACCAACCUGCGGCAGGAAAUAGAGAAUCUCCGUGCGGCUGCCUCUGCAGCUGGCGGAGCCAUUGCUGAGAGCCGCAUAAAAUCCCGCCUCGAGAGGCAGCGCACUCUCGCUGUCAAGGAAGUCGAGUAUCUUCGUGCCCAACUGAAGACCUUUGACACCGAAGAGGAGACAAUGAACGCCGAACAGAGUCAAUUCGACCAGCAUAAAUCCGAGCAGAUCGCUACUCUAGAGAAGCUUGUCGAUGAAUACAGAGUUGAAUUGGCUAAGGCGCACGAGGAGCUUUCCCAACGCGAAUCGGCGCCGGCGGGACAGCAAGACGAGCCGCAGCAUCCGCGCGGAGUCAAGCGACCUCUCUCGCCUGCGGAUAGUGACGCCGAGAGCGAACGUCUCUCAGUCUUGUCCCGCAAGAACCGGACUCUACAGGAGUCGCUCACGAAAUCCGAGCAGGCCGUGACUCUUCUACGCAGAGAGCUCGAGGCCGCGAAAUCGCAGCUGAGAUCCCUCAAGGCCAAGUCGCGUACUCGCAUCCUCGAACUGCGUGACAACCCCACGGCAGAGGCCGAAAACCUCAAGAUGUCGACCAUCAGGAUCCUUAAGGCCGAAAACCAGGAUCUGCUCGCCCAGCUGCACGGUAACCACGCGGACGUCAAAGUCGUCCCCGUCAGCACCCUCGAGAGCAUGAAGCUGGACAUCCAGGAUAUGGAGCGAGUCGUCGCCGACAAGGAGAAGCGGAUGCGCCGCCUGAAAGAAAUCUGGACUGCCAAGUCGUCCGAGUUCCGUGAAGCGGUCGCGUCCCUCCUGGGAUACAAACUGGAUUUCCUGCCCAACGGCCGGGUGCGUGUGACGUCCAUGUUCCACCUCUCACCUGCGUACAGACAUGGUGACCGUGAUGGGCUUUCGGACUCCCAGGCACCGGGAAGCAUGGGCAAUGGCGAGGAAAGUUCCAUCAUCUUCGACGGCGAGAACGGGACCAUGAAGAUCUCUGGUGGCCCGAAUAGCCUCUUUGCCAUGGAGAUCAGGCCUCUUGUCAAAUUCUGGGUUGAAGAGCGUAAGGACAUACCCUGCUUUCUAGCCGCAAUGACGCUAGAUUUCUAUGACAAGACGACAAGGGCGGCGCGUAUGUAAGAUUUCCUUGGCUCGUGUAGUAAACUCUCCACCUCCAAGUCUCUGUUCGAUUGUAUCUCGAUAGCUGAAAUGAUUCCCCGGCACAAGAGUCUCUGGUGCCAUUUUCUUUCAUGAGCUUUGAGCAUCGAUAAUCAGUAGACAUUCUGG
Molecule: messenger RNA, 2504 nt
Organism: Aspergillus homomorphus CBS 101889
Lineage: Eukaryota; Fungi; Ascomycota; Eurotiomycetes; Eurotiales; Aspergillaceae
Product: coiled-coil domain-containing protein MAD1
Exons: 4
Coding region: 141-2357 (738 amino acids)
Biological process (GO): attachment of mitotic spindle microtubules to kinetochore; mitotic spindle assembly checkpoint signaling
Cellular component (GO): mitotic spindle; kinetochore; nuclear envelope
Source: RefSeq, a predicted model, not a curated record